Molecule: messenger RNA, 1638 nt
Organism: Vitis vinifera (wine grape)
Lineage: Eukaryota; Viridiplantae; Streptophyta; Magnoliopsida; Vitales; Vitaceae
Product: receptor-like protein 7
Exons: 1
Coding region: 1-1638 (545 amino acids)
Molecular function (GO): protein binding
Source: RefSeq, a predicted model, not a curated record
AUGGAGAAGAAUAUGGGGUCAUCAACUCUGUAUUAUCUCUUCAUGUUUAUGCGCUUUCUCGUUUUACUUUCGGGUUUUCAUCUAAUGGUGACUGAUUCUUCCCCUUCUGUAGUGCAGCACCCACUGUGCCAUGGUAGUGAUAGCUCCGCAUUGCUUGAGUUCAAGCAAAGCUUUUUGAUUGAAAAGUUUGCUUCUGGUGAUCCUUCUGCUUAUCCAAAGGUUGAAAUGUGGCAGCCGGAAAGAGAAGGAAGUGACUGCUGCUCAUGGGAUGGCGUCGAGUGUGACACCAACAAUGGCCAUGUGAUCGGCCUUGACCUCUCUAGCAGUUGUCUCUAUGGUUCUAUCAACUCUAGCAGCAGCCUCUUCCGUCUUGUUCAUCUUCUGAGGCUUGACCUCUCUGAUAAUGAUUUCAAUUACUCCAAGAUCCCACAUGGGGUUGGUCAGCUUUCAAGGCUGACAAGUCUCAACCUGUCCUCUUCCAGAUUUUCUGGCCAAAUCUCAUCACAGAUCCUGGAGCUGUCCAAAUUGGUUUUCCUUGAUCUCUCAUCAAACCCUUUGCACCUCCACAAACCCAACUUGAGAAAUCUGGUUGUGAACUUAACCCAGCUCAAGAAACUUCAUCUCAACGAGGUGAACAUUUCUUCUAGAGUACCUGAUGUCUUCGCAAAUUUAUCUUCUCUGACAUCUCUCUUGCUUGAAAAUUGUGGAUUGCAUGGUGAAUUCCCAACAGGUAUUUUCCAUCUAUCAAGCCUACAAUUUCUCAGUGUGAGAAAUAAUCCAGAUUUGACUGGUCUUUUUCCUGAGUUCCAUCACACCAGUUCUCUUAAGUUGUUGGCUCUUGCUGGUACAUCUUUCUCUGGUCGGCUACCAACUUCAAUCGGAAACCUUGACUCCUUGGUUGAGUUGAAUAUCAGUUCAUGCAACUUCACAUCUGGGUUGAUUCCAUCUUCCCUUGGUCGUCUUAUCCAGCUAACCAGUCUAGACCUUUCAAGGAACUCUUUCAGUGGCCAGAUCCCUUCUCUUUCAAAUCUAAAAGAACUAGAUACUUUAGACCUUUCCUACAACCAAUUUAUUGGUGAAAUCCCAUCUUGGCUAAUGAAUCUGACCAGAUUAAGGCGUUUGUAUCUUGCAGGAAACAGAUUGGAGGGUCCAAUCCCAAGUUCGUUAUUUGGACUAGUGAAUCUUCAAUGUCUUUAUCUAGAGUCAAAUUACUUGAAUGGGACAGUGGACCUCAAUAUCUUAUCUGAGAUGAAAAAUCUCAUUGAACUCCAGUUAUCAAAUAACAGUUUAUCAUUGCUUAGUAGCAUCAACAUCAACGCUACUACUCUUCCUACGUUCAAAGCUUUAGGAUUGAAUUCAUGCAACGUAACUGUGUUCCCUGAUUUCCUGCAGAACCAAGAUGAGCUGGAGGUGCUCCUCCUCCGCCAAAACAAAAUCCAUGGUCCAAUUCCAAAAUGGUUGUGGAACACAAGCAAAGAAACUCUAGCAUAUAUAGACCUUUCCCACAACUUUCUCACAGGCUUUGAUCAGAACCACCCCGUUGUUCUUCCAUGGUCUAGGCUACGCAUUUUAGACCUCAGCUAUAACAUGCUUCAAGGAUUCCUCCCAAUUCCACCACAGUCUCAGAGAAUGAACUGA